Spathaspora passalidarum NRRL Y-27907 is the source of this 838-nucleotide messenger RNA. RefSeq names its product Ran GTPase-binding protein. Gene Ontology annotation, biological process: protein import into nucleus. The transcript has a single exon. Gene Ontology annotation, cellular component: nucleus. NCBI's taxonomy places the organism in Eukaryota, Fungi, Ascomycota, Pichiomycetes, Serinales, Debaryomycetaceae. Gene Ontology annotation, molecular function: guanyl-nucleotide exchange factor activity; small GTPase binding. Bases 25 to 540 code for a protein of 171 amino acids. The record is from RefSeq and is a predicted model, not a curated record.
GAAACAUCCAGGGAUAGCACGACAAUGACACAACUAUAUGGCGGUGCGAUCUCAAUUGUGGAACUCCCAUCCACAUUCAUUGACAUUUCUCAGUUCAGACAAGUCCCAGAUACCCAGGAGGUGUUUAUGAACCAAACACCAUCGGGCGAUGAGAAUGCCAAUUUUGACCAAUCACUUAUAUUUGACUUGCUUGAGCAAGUCAGUGGCAACGAUUUCGAUACGGUGAUGAGUGAACAUAUGGAGGAUAUCGCGGAUGUUAAAUGCAGGUUGAUUGAGCAUGUUGACAAUGGUGUCACGAGAUGGUAUAGUUAUGCGGCGUUGGAUAAGAAGGACGGCGUUAAUGUGCUUGGAUUGUUUUGCUUGAUUCGAUUAGAAAAUGUCAAGACGGAUGUGUUGAUACAGUAUUAUGUUCCUACUAAGGAGGAUAUCAGUGCCAUCGAUGUUACAAAGAGCGCGGAUCCUGUGAUUAAGGAGAGCUAUAGAGUUUUACGACAAAUUGGCGAUAGCUUUACCGUGAAUGAUUGGAGUUUGUUUGGUUGAGUAAGCUUCUGUUGGUUGCCUUGGCGGCAACUAUCUCGGUAUAAUUAUCUAGAUGAACAAGAAUGUAAUUCGGGUGUAAGUUUUAGACUUGCUUUAUAAUCAAUAUAUAUAGUAGCUUAAUUCCGCGCGGUCUUAAGGUUGCAAGCACAACCUAGCAUGUUGAAAUGGUGUCACUGGAGCUCAUUCACAAUGAAUAUUACACAAUACGCAUUACAAUUAAAAAAAAUAUUUCAGCCCUGGGAUUCAAACUUGGUAGCAUCCACAUUUUAACUUUAGUUAGUAAGCCCUGAGAACCAUC